Messenger RNA from Camelina sativa (false flax), 595 nucleotides. RefSeq lists its product as uncharacterized. Lineage: Eukaryota; Viridiplantae; Streptophyta; Magnoliopsida; Brassicales; Brassicaceae. The record is from RefSeq and is a predicted model, not a curated record.
AACAUAUUCCCUCCACAUGAUCCGUUUCAAUAUCCACAAACCACAACCAAGCAAACAUUUUAGUUUUCUUCCACCAUCACAUAUAUGCAUAGAUUAUACGUACAUAUGUGUACCUUACAAUUUUGAGUUCCAAAAAUGUUGAAAUUUCCGCUUUGUUGCAGUGAGUUAUCUCUAGAACCAAAGAUUCAAGCUUUUGAAAGACAAAUUGUUUCAGGCCGACGAGAUUCCAUCAAAGCUUCUGCGGGAAAAAUUGGAAAUUUCUCUUUUGGUUCGAUAUUCAAAAGUUGUGAGACUUGUGGAGCCAAAGGAGCAAUUGAGUGCCCCGGUUGCAAGGGAACAGGUAAAAAUAAGAAGAACGGAAAUAUGUUUGAGAGAUGGAAAUGUUUUGAUUGUCAAGGAUUUGGUAUGAAGAGUUGUCCUAAAUGUGGCAAGGGAGGCUUGACGCCUGAACAGAGAGGGGAACGAUAGUUGUUUCUCUCUUACAUAAUUUAUAUUUUAAUUUGUGAUAUAUUCCUAUAAACGAGUAACUUGCAUGUUAAGAACAAGUCAUGAAUAUUAUGAUUUCAACAGAAUGUGAAUAAUUGCAUUAAGGCUU